GUCGUGCGCGUUACGUCACACGUCAAAUCAAACAACAUUUCAAAAGUGUUUUGAUUUGAAAUGUUUGGUUGAUUUUUUAAAAUUUAAAUUGAAAUUUUUAGUUAAGGCUUUGCUUGACUAUGUCUUUACCUAUCGAAGAAUUCCAUGAAGAGGAGCAUGAUGAGCUUUCUCAAGAAGUUUCGGAGCUCACAGUUGAAACGAUUACAGAAGAAGAACUAGAAGCAGAGUUUCCUCAUGAGGAGCUUGCAAUGGAUCUUGAGACUAUAGAAAGUGAAAAUGAUCAUGAGGGUUUGGUGGAACAUGAAGAGGAGGUGUUCAAUACUGAAGAAGUUGAGCAUAUUGAGCCGGAAGAAGUUGAGAUUCAAACUGAAAGUGAGGUUGUGAAUCAGCAAGUCGAAGAAUCCAAUAAAAUUGUGAGUAAGGAGGGUGGUCUUGUGCCCCCUUUAAGGUUACUUAAUAUUGCCCCAAAACCUGAUGGUGUACCUGUGGCACUGAAAUCUGUUAGGGGGCAACCGGUGAUUUUAAUGCCAGGCGCAUCUGGUCCUCAGACAAUUAAACUGGUAAAUCCCCAAGGGGAAGAAAUCAACUUAAGCAAUUUAACUAUUAGGCAACCAAUAACUGUUAAGCAACCGAACACAUUAAAACCCGCAUCACCAGCCAAACCAAAAAGCAUAUAUAAUGCAAACAAAAAAAUCAUCAAUAGAAAACAGAAAGUAGUAACUUUAAAUAAAGGAUCUCAGCAAUUUAUGCUGGUUCAAAAAGCGGGGUCAAAAACAGAACAAUUGCAACAGAUCAAGGUGAUUCAAACAGCUUCGGGACCCACAAUAACAAAAACCAUGACUCUACAACAGGCCCAAGAGUUGGGCCUAAUAUCCGCCAACACAAAACUGGUUCAGAGUACCCCAUCUGCCGGGGGUGCAAAAAGAACAGUUUUAUUAAACCAGAAGGGGAUUAAGUUGGCACCGCAAGGGACCACCACAACCACUAGUGGGCUUAAAACGGUGUCUUUGUCACAAAUAAAACCGGGACCAGCAAAGAUAUUACCGGCAACAGCGGGUGCUGCUACCAAAAUAGGGCCACAAAGGAUUAUUUUAAAGGGUCCUGGUGGUACGAUAAACCAGUUGCCGACCGGACAGUUGAUUCAGAUGACUGGUCCUCAGGGGUUGGCCAAUGGACAAAUACACACAAUAAAUGUACCUGGAAAAGGAGUGCAAUACAUAAAAUUUGUGGCCAGUACAACUCCAGAAGCCACUAAAAACACCGUCGCCAUCGCGAAAUCUGUAAAAAGUGCCAUUACUUCUACGGUAACCACCAACGUCCAAGAUAUCAAGCCAAUAACUACAAACAAAAUUUUCGGCAAAACCAUAGUUAAACCGGUUGCUGCUUCUGCCGUGCCUAAACCAACGCAACUGAUGAUUAUUCCUGCAAAUAUGCAACUUCAAAAGGUGCCAAUUAUGAAACAAGCAACCGCAAUACAACCUAAGCCGGUCAUCAAUACACCUGUUGUGAUAGCCAAAACAGUCGUAACCGAAUCAAAACCAGAUGUAUCGUCUAUUGAUCUACCUCCAGCGAGUACACCUCCGCCACUAGACACGACAAUCACAGCCUCCUCGCCGCCACCCGGUGGCGCCAACGAGAACUCGCCCAACCAGAACGCGAUGCGCCCACGGAAACCGUGCAACUGCACCCGAUCGCAAUGUCUUAAGUUGUAUUGCGACUGUUUCGCCAACGGGGAGUUUUGUUACCUGUGCAAUUGCGUAAAUUGUUUCAAUAAUUUGGAGAACGAGGAGACGCGCAAUUUGGCGAUCAAGGCGUGUUUGUACCGGAACCCGGAUGCCUUUCGACCGAAAAUCGGCAAAGCAAAAGAUCCGGACGGAGACGUCUUGAGAAAACACACGAAAGGUUGUAAUUGCAAACGAUCCGGCUGCUUAAAAAACUACUGCGAAUGUUACGAGGCGAAGAUCGCGUGUUCGAGCAACUGUAAAUGUUACGGAUGUCGGAACGUCGAGGAUCCCAUCGAUAACAUUUACGAGAAUAGUAAACCGCCGAGGAUAUCGGACGAGGAACUGGCUCAAACGGUUUAUAGGAAAAUUUUGCCCAAUUAUGUUGAGAUGACGCCUUCGUUACCCGUUCAGAAGCUGAAGAAAAAUAGCUCAAGAAAACAACCUUUAACGUACAUAACCGACGAGGUGAUCGAGGCAACGUGCCAAUGUCUCCUGACCAUUUCCACCGAUGCCGAUUCGAACCUGCAAGACGAAGAACUGACGAAAAAACAAAUCAUCGAAGAAUUCGGGGGUUGUUUAGACGAAAUCAUACAUUGUUCGAUUGGUAAAAGGGGUUGUAGUAGCUAAAAUUAAUUAAAGUAUUAUAGACUUUUAUUUUAAAAAAAGAGAAGUGUUCGUAUAAAAAUUAUUUAUUGCAUUGGUUUAAUUUCGAGUCAAAAAGUGUGUAAAUUUUUUUAAACCGUUCGAUUUUUUUCGGGUGUUGUUUUUAUUUUAUUUUUACUGUGGAACAGUUGCCCAUAGGUAUUUAAUACUGUUAUACGUUUAAUAUUAUUUUUAUUAUGUACAUGUGGAUAUAUUGUGAAUCGUAAUAUAAGUUAUAUUAUUA
Anthonomus grandis grandis is the source of this 2610-nucleotide messenger RNA. RefSeq names its product protein lin-54 homolog. Gene Ontology annotation, biological process: regulation of DNA-templated transcription. The transcript has 10 exons. The coding region runs from base 120 to 2351 and encodes 743 amino acids. Gene Ontology annotation, cellular component: nucleus. The record is from RefSeq and is a predicted model, not a curated record. Lineage: Eukaryota; Metazoa; Arthropoda; Insecta; Coleoptera; Curculionidae.